Aspergillus uvarum CBS 121591 is the source of this 2838-nucleotide messenger RNA. Its product is annotated as WD40 repeat domain-containing protein. Gene Ontology annotation, molecular function: protein binding. The record is from RefSeq and is a predicted model, not a curated record. The transcript is spliced from 5 exons. The coding region runs from base 1 to 2838 and encodes 945 amino acids. NCBI's taxonomy places the organism in Eukaryota, Fungi, Ascomycota, Eurotiomycetes, Eurotiales, Aspergillaceae.
AUGGCGGAGGGAAUGCGACCAGACCGAGGAGGGCCUGCGGUUUCGCGGGCCUUGACCGUCCCCGCGAUCAUCACCAGCACCGCCGCCUCCUCCUCCUCCUCCAUUCCAAUCCACGAGACCUCCACCACCAGCACAACAAAUACGAGCAAUAGCCCCACGGUGCUCAAUCGCAGCGAGCAGAGUCCCAAUGCCUCCAAACCCAGCCUGAUCCGCUCUUCGCAAACCUUUCCGAUCGGUAUUCCCUCGGACUUUGCUUCGGCCUCGAACGGACCCCAACAAGAUGGCAAACGAAACUCCCACACCUUGCAGUACCCAAGCAACGGUUCCGUGAGAAACACCGCCUCGUCCCCAUCCGUCUUCCAAUCGACUACCGACUCGAGCGCCAUCGAUCCGUUAUCACAACAUAUCAUCAAGCGCACCAACACCCACAAGUCUAUUCCCUUGAAGCUAUUGGGUAGGGCCUCAUACGAAGCGGAAGUGGGCGGAGGCGAUCAUCGUGGCUCCUUAGACCAUGGCUCAAAUCGAGGAGACGCGAAUGUGCACCCGAAGCCGUCCAAGGAGAAGAAGAAGGGCGUCUCGUUUCUGAGUCGUAUCAUACCCGGAAAAAAGAAGGACCAAUUCAUAGAUAACGAGGACGAUGUCUCUGAGCCCGAAACAACUCGCAUGGAUACCGACACCGCUUCGCAGCCGAUCGGAUUCUUCCCUCGAUUCCCGCCGCCUCCAAAAUACAUUCGCGUAAGAGCCCACAACAAGAAGGAAAAGAUAUUCAGUCGAGUCUUCGUGGCGCAAGAGCUCGAGGGCGCAAUCAGUGCUGCGGGUGGCUCGGUCAAGGAUGACUCCGUGUCAUCCACCGGAGUACUAAACGAGGCCAACACGGGCAAGGCGAUCUGGGCGCUCGUGUUCUCUAAUGAUGGCAAAUACCUGGCAGCUGCUGGUCAAGACAGGAAAGUGCGUGUCUGGCAAGUUGUUGGAUCCCCCGAGGACCGCGACCCGGCCGAUCCGGCAUCGGAUAGCGAUGAUGGUCCUCCCCAGCUGAACGCGCAAGUGUUUAAGUCUCGUCCAGUCCAAGUUUACGAAGGCCACACGGGAAGCGUACUUGACCUCAGCUGGAGCAAGAACAACUUCUUGCUCUCUUCGUCGAUGGACAAGACGGUCCGACUCUGGCAUGUAAGCCGACCCGAGUGUUUAUGCUGCUUCAAGCAUAGCGACUUUGUUACGUCGAUCCAAUUUCACCCACGAGAUGAUCGGUUUUUCCUCGCAGGAUCACUAGACACCAAACUGCGGCUAUGGAGUAUCCCCGAUAAGAGUGUGGCGUUUGUAGCGACCGUCCCCGAUAUGAUCACGGCUGUUGCCUUUACACCCGAUGGACGGCACUCCAUCGCCGGAAGCCUCAACGGGCUGUGUAAUAUAUACGAGACAGAUGGAUUAAAGGCUGUGGGGCAGAUUCAUGUUCGCUCCGCACGCGGUCGCAACGCCAAGGGCAGCAAGAUCACUGGUAUCGAUACUAUGACCUUGCCAUGCAACGACCCCUAUGGCGAGGUCAAGCUUUUGAUCACCAGCAACGACUCUCGGAUACGGCUAUACAACUUUCGCGACAGAACGUUAGAGGCCAAGUUCCGCGGUAAUGAAAACACUUGCAGUCAGAUCCGCGCGUCUUUCAGCAAUGAUGGGAAACAUAUCAUUUGCGGCAGCGAAGAUCGCCGCACGUACCUAUGGCCGGUAGAUUCGUUCGAGAAGGACUCCGACAAGCGGGCCGUCGAGGUGUUCGAUACUCAUUCGGCCAUGGUCACGGCCGCCAUCAUGGCCCCCACGAAAACGAAACAGGUACUGGGACUCGCCGAGGAUCCGAUCUUCGACGUAUGUAACCCGCCUCCGGUGACUCUAAUCAGCCAGGCAGACCGGGAGAACGGGCGGGCGCAUCCUAAUUCCGGAGCCAGCAAGUUGGCGCAAGAGUCGCCGGCGUAUCUGGCUCGGUCGACGCAUCCGGACGGGAACAUCAUGAUCGUGGCCGAUUACUCCGGCAAGAUCCAGGUUCUGCGCCAGGACUGUGCCUACCAGAAACGGCGGUACGACAACUGGGAUGCGCACAGCACGAUCUCCCGCAAGAUUCUCCGGCGCACCAACUCGGCCCGCCACAGUAUCGCAUCCUCCACCGGGAAGGAUUCCACGCACAAGACGCCAUCCGAGCGCAUCAUCUCCUGGCGCAACUCGGUCAUUCGUCACGGUACAAGCAACAGCCGGUCGGGAAUGCGGACCCCGCGCACUCGCAGUCCCUCCCCGCACAAGUCGAUCCGCGACGGGCCAUCGGGGCAUGCGAGCCCGGGCCGCGCGUCCUUCAACGCGGCACGAUUGGACUCCCGGUCGAUGUUCACCACCUCGCCACCCCAAUCCGCCUACAAACAGUCCAUGGAGAGCGGUCGGUCCAGCGCCGAGACCUCCCGCAUUCUCGCCAGGGGCAUUGAGGGGCAGCAGACGCCCCCGGCGUCGACGACCACGUUCGUCAAGAGGGAGGACAAAGACAACCCGCUGUGGCUGCAGGGCGAACAAAGCUACGCGUUCUACAACAAGAUCGCGCGCGACGCGCUUGCGAUGCGGAAGAAGCGCAAGCCCAGCAGCGGCAGCGGGCUACCCAGCCCGAACCACCUGGCGGUUCCUGGAGAGCGCAACAUGAGCCUGGGGAGUGCCUUGAGCAGCGACUAUGGGUCGUCCAACGGCGAUGGCGAGGACGGCGAAGUGCUCCGGUGCGAGAACUGCGCAGGCACCAAUUUCCGAGCGACCAAGGGGCGCAAUGGGAGACAGCGGCUGGUUUGCGUGCGAUGCGCCCAGCCGAUCGCAUAG